This is a messenger RNA of Suillus fuscotomentosus, 414 nucleotides long. RefSeq lists its product as uncharacterized. The record is from RefSeq and is a predicted model, not a curated record. Lineage: Eukaryota; Fungi; Basidiomycota; Agaricomycetes; Boletales; Suillaceae. The transcript is spliced from 4 exons. Bases 1 to 414 code for a protein of 137 amino acids.
AUGUCCACCUGUGUACAUACAUUAAAAUCCCAAUACAAGCCCCAGAACCUGUACAUGCAGAUGGAGAGGUGCAUGCUGAGACAGUCCGAACUCAACGGAACAUCAUCCCUAAUUCUCUCAAUAAUAGGGCAUGCAGGCGAGGUAGAGCGCACCGUGAUCUCAGCACAACACAAUCUACAUGACGCACCGCAAAAGCCGUCCCAUCGACACGCUCAUAUGCGCACCCGUGAAGAGGUUGGCAUCACUGGUGAGGCUGCACGAAAUCUUGAAGCAUUUUUCGCGUGGACACCUCCACUCUCGACCGAGCCUCGUGACGCAGAUGACCCUCUUGCUGGUCUAGAAAAUAUCUCGUCUGACGACGUUGCUGCUGGAUUCGCGGCUCUCAAAGAGUUGAAGAGGACUGAAGAAGUUUAG